CACUGUCUGACCUCGCAAUUCUCGUGGUUUUUCACCAGCGUGAGGGUUUUCCGACAAGGGUCUCUUGGUUGCGGUUGUCUGCGAAUUAGUUGAAUACACAACUGAAUUGCUGCAUGGAUUUGUGCCACCCAAUUCCGUGUUAAUGGAGUGCGGUCAUUUCCACCACCUGCCCUGUGUGUCCCAGUGGCUGUUUCCCGGUGGCGGGGGCGGGGUGACUGCCGCCGAGGGAGGGGAGAGGUUGGCAACUCCCCCCUCCACCUCCUGCCUGCUGGAUGUGUCGUCGAUUGCACUUCCCAAACUCAACCGAAAACAGAAAGCAGUGGCGAGAUGGGUGGAGGACGGCUAUUCGGGCUACUCGUUCAGCCAGCCACCCGAGGUGCGGGUGUCUCGUAUCAGCCUGGAGGAGCGCAGUGCCAGGAUCCGCCCCCAUCAGCCGCCGCCUCCGCAACCGCCUCCAGCCGCCGCCUCCACGGCAGCCGCCCCCGGCCACCGCAAGGCCACCACACAUCGCAGCAAACGGCGGGCGCGGGCGCAUCGCAACGAGGCGGAAGCCAACAGAUUGCCUGCGGCGGUGAGCGAGGGGCGCGCCCUAGGCGUACAGGUGCAGCCCUUGAUGGCCGUCUUGAUGUCUCCGAGACCGUCAAACGAAUGUUCCCCCCAAAAUAUAUUGGACAUGGAGUCAGGUGGUCAAGAGUCACACAGCAGCCCGGAGCCUCUGAGCCGCCCCCAGCUGAGCGUGACCUGUCUGGAGCUACCGCCUCCAGCCGCCCCCAAGUCGGCGCUGCCCUGGCGUCCGCCUCUGCUGCGGGGGGCGGCCAGGCCCCUCGGCCACCAGGGGGCCACUGCACGGGGACCGCACAGCUCAAGGAGUUUGGCACUCGACUGCUCAAAAAUGAGUCUGUCUUCUAGGCUGCAACGCAAUCAUAAGUUUAUUGAGGCAAUCAUUGAUUGAUUUAUUGAUCAAUCUUAGUUAUUUUUAAAUCAACUGAUGAAAAGGAAAAGUGAAAGA
Molecule: messenger RNA, 1009 nt
Organism: Nilaparvata lugens (brown planthopper)
Lineage: Eukaryota; Metazoa; Arthropoda; Insecta; Hemiptera; Delphacidae
Exons: 5
Coding region: 143-952 (269 amino acids)
Source: RefSeq, a predicted model, not a curated record